Molecule: messenger RNA, 414 nt
Organism: Cladophialophora yegresii CBS 114405
Lineage: Eukaryota; Fungi; Ascomycota; Eurotiomycetes; Chaetothyriales; Herpotrichiellaceae
Product: FK506-binding protein 2
Exons: 2
Coding region: 1-414 (137 amino acids)
Biological process (GO): protein peptidyl-prolyl isomerization
Molecular function (GO): peptidyl-prolyl cis-trans isomerase activity
Source: RefSeq, a predicted model, not a curated record
AUGAAACUCCUCCACUCCCUCCUCUUCGCCGCUUCGUUCAUCCCCCUCGCGACGUGCGUGCCCGACGGUCUGGACAUCGAGUACCAAACCCCCGACAUCACCUGCACGCGCAAGACAGUCAAGGGCGACAAGAUCGACGUGCACUACCGUGGCACGCUGCAGUCAAGUGGCAAGGAGUUCGACUCUAGCUACGGGCGGGGAUCGCCUUUGGGGUUCGAGCUGGGGGCGGGAAGGGUUAUCAAGGGAUGGGACGAAGGCCUCCUCGACAUGUGCAUUGGGGAGAAGAGAAAGUUGACGAUCGCGCCGGAGUUGGGGUAUGGGGAUCGAGGCGUGGGGCCGAUCCCGGGGGGAAGCACGUUGGUGUUUGAGACCGAGUUGAUGGGCAUCAAGGGGGUCAAGAAGGAUGAGCUGUGA